Zasmidium cellare ATCC 36951 is the source of this 438-nucleotide messenger RNA. RefSeq lists its product as uncharacterized. The transcript is spliced from 3 exons. Bases 1 to 438 code for a protein of 145 amino acids. Gene Ontology annotation, biological process: regulation of DNA-templated transcription. Lineage: Eukaryota; Fungi; Ascomycota; Dothideomycetes; Mycosphaerellales; Mycosphaerellaceae. Gene Ontology annotation, molecular function: DNA-binding transcription factor activity. The record is from RefSeq and is a predicted model, not a curated record.
AUGUCAAACACGGAUUCGGGUUCUGCGCAGUCGACGGCAGUGGAGGACGACUGGAGUGCGGUGAAGGAUCCAAGCGAGAGACGGAAGAUACAGAACCGCAUCGCUCAGAGGAAAUUCAGAGAUAAGGCUCGCCAAAACAGAGAGGACGCCGAGCGACAAGCUGAGAACGAAAGGCGAGCUGCUGGUGCCUACAGCGCACCCGAGCCUGAAGAGGUGGACAACGCCGAGGAGCCUGGACUCCCAUGGGGCAGCGUGUCUCUGCGGCACGUCAUCAAGACCGGCAAGGCCAGGGAGCAAAGCUCUCGCGAAACGUCGCUUUAUGCGGCGGCGUCCAAGGCAGGUGGAAGCUCGAGGCUGGGACUCCAUCUCAUCGACGAGUACGCUCGAGGCUCUCCUGCGUGGGCGGCUUGGCGAGACCGAAUACCACAGACGCGAUAG